AUGGGUUUCAAACGGCCGCGCGAGUCAAAGAAUGCUGGCUCGCAGUCGAGCAAGCGGAAGAAGACCAGCGCUUCUAAGAAAGUGAUUGAAAACCCGGAGGUCGAGGAUGUCAGUGUCGCGAUUGACGAUCUCAAUUGGAAGGAGGUAACAUUACCGGACAAACUCGACGACUUUACCGGAUUCUUUGGCUUGGAGGAGAUUGAGGGAGUGGAUGUUGUUCGUCCGGAAGGGAAAGGAGAUCUCCGAUUCAAGGUACGGAAUUCUACAUCUCCAAGCAGUCCCCGACUAAACCGGUAUCAGGCCGCCCGUGGAAAGCCAGCCAAGUCCAUCCUGAAAAAUCCCAACGCAAAGCCCGAGACAACGUUCGACGACGAGUGGAGCGGCUUUAGUGACGAUGAACCUGCGAACGAGAACGGCGGUGCGACGGAGACACCGGACGAAGAACCCAAGGCGGCAGGCGUGAAGGACAAGAAGGACGAGAAAACAAAGAAGAAGGAGGCGCAAAAGAAGGAGAAGAAGGACGCCCAAAAGGAGACGAAGAAGGAGCAAAAAGAUCGGAAACAAAAGAAUGGCACCAACCUGAAAGACCGCGACAUCAAACCUGGGCUGUCAUUCGCCGCCCUUGAGGACGAGGAGGAGGACGAUGGGGCGGAUGUUUCUGCUUGGGAGUCGCUGGGUCUUUCACCAGAAACUUUGGCCAGUCUCUCGAAGCUCAACUUCGGUACUCCGACAACUGUUCAGAAGGCCUGCAUACCCCCAAUUCUGGAUGGUCACGAUGUUAUCGGCAAGGCGUCUACGGGUUCCGGAAAGACUCUGGCGUUCGGCUUACCUAUCCUGGAACAUUAUCUCGAGCAAAUACGAAAUGGAGAACGGAAUGAAUCGGAGAAGAAAGAGGAUAAGAUCCCAAUUGCGCUGAUUCUCUCGCCGACAAGAGAACUUGCGCAUCAGCUCCAGAAGCAUAUUUAUAACCUGGUCUCAAACGCCCCGGGGGUGAAUCCUCGAAUCGCGCUUCUAACUGGUGGUCUCUCCGUGCAGAAGCAGCAAAGGUUGCUCAACGGCGCUGACAUUGUCAUCGGUACACCAGGUCGUGUCUGGGAAGUCCUCAGUUCGGGGACAGGGCUGAUCAAGAGGAUGCAAGGCAUUAAAUUUCUUGUUAUUGAUGAAGCCGAUCGGCUUUUGAGUGAAGGGCACUUUAAGGAGGUUGAAGAUAUUCUAAGCUCGCUCGACCGCGUUGAAGAUACGGAUAUGCCUGAUGAGGCAGACUCAUCGGAUGAUGAAGAGAUUAAACCUGGUUCUGAGAGACAGACACUGGUUUUCUCGGCUACCUUCCACCGUGACUUGCAGCAGAAGCUUGCAGGAAAAAGCAAGUGGACUGGCGGAGAUAUCAUGAACAAGAAAGAGUCUAUGGAGUAUCUUUUGCAAAAGCUGAAUUUCCGGGAAGAGAAGCCGAAAUUCAUCGACGUCAACCCUAUUCAGCAGAUGGCCGAAGGUCUCAAAGAAGGAAUCGUCGAAUGCGCUGCUAUGGAAAAGGAUCUUUACCUAUACACAUUACUUAUGUACCAUCCUAAGCAUCGGACACUCGUCUUUACAAACUCCAUUUCCGCUGUUCGCCGCAUAACCCAACUCCUCCAGAAUCUACAACUUCCCGCCCUGGCUCUUCACUCGUCUAUGGCGCAAAAGGCCCGAUUACGUUCAGUUGAGCGCUUCUCCUCUCCAACUGCGAACCCCGGAACGAUCCUUGUUGCCACUGACGUUGCGGCUCGUGGUCUCGAUAUCAAGGGGAUUGAUUUUGUCGUCCACUACCACGCCCCACGCACUGCAGAUACAUAUGUCCACCGUUCAGGUCGUACCGCUCGUGCGGGCGCCUCAGGAAAAAGUGUUAUCAUCUGCGCUCCAGAGGAGAUGGUGGGAGUGGUCCGCCUGGCCGCCAAGGUUCAUGCCAACAUGGCUAAUAAAAAGCGACUACCGCUGGAAUCCCUUGAACUAGACCGCCGAGUGGUCUCGCGCAUCCGCCAGCGGGUAACUCUUGCGGCCCGUCUCACAGAUUCCAACAUCGCCAAAGAAAAGAUUUCUACAGAGGACAACUGGCUUCGAAAUGCUGCAGAAGACCUCGGUGUCGACUACGACAGCGAAGAGUUUGACCAAGCUGAAGGUCGUGGUCGUGGCCGCGGCCGUGGACGACACGAGCGUGACCGACAAAAUAGCACUAUUUCCAAGGCUGAACUUGCUGGAAUCCGCGCGGAGCUGAAACAACUGCUGUCUCAACGUGUGAAUAUUGGAGUCAGCGAGCGAUACCUUACCUCGGGACGUGUUGAUAUUGAGGCUUUACUGCGGGGAGAGGGUAACAACUCGUUCCUCGGCCAGGUUGAUGCACUGGACUUUUAG
Messenger RNA from Aspergillus calidoustus, 2385 nucleotides. The record is from the annotation of a GenBank genome assembly. Lineage: Eukaryota; Fungi; Ascomycota; Eurotiomycetes; Eurotiales; Aspergillaceae.